AUGCUGAUAACGUUCAGAAGUGAAGAACUGAAGAUAUUGAGUCUUGCUAAAGGAUGCUCCAAUGAGCAGAACAAAAAUGAGACAAAUAGUUUCCACAGGUUUCCUUUUAAACGCCCAGAUAUUUUGGAACUUUGGAUUACUGCUGUAGGAAGGGAAAAUUGGUAUCCCUCAAAGUAUAGUAGAAUAUGUGAAGAUUACCUUCAUAAUCCAAGUUAUACAAGAAAAAUAUUGAAACUUGAUGCUGUACCAAGUGUAUUCAAUAAUAUCCCAAGACAUUCAAGGAUCAUGGAAUACCAAUUCUAUAAAUCAUGCAUAUGAAACAAGAAAUAAAGACUCCUUGCAGAUUCCAGUGCACCAUCUGAAGCGCAUAGACCAGGGCAUGGACUUCUGGGGCCCCAAACUAUAUAAUAAACUUCUUUCUGAGUUUCAUGACAAGUCCUUGAUGAACUUUAAGAGAGAAGUGAGAAGGUUGCUUUUAAAUGAAACUAUAUAUUCUAUAGAAGAGUUCUUAUGGAGAAAGAAUAUGUGAUGAGGAUUGUUUUUUAUUUUUAUUGUGUUUGUAUGCAUGUUGUUACCACUGUGAUAUUUUAUAUUUGUUUAUUACUGUCGACAC
This is a messenger RNA of Coccinella septempunctata (seven-spotted ladybird), 613 nucleotides long. RefSeq names its product THAP domain-containing protein 1-like. Bases 1 to 318 code for a protein of 105 amino acids. Lineage: Eukaryota; Metazoa; Arthropoda; Insecta; Coleoptera; Coccinellidae. The transcript has 4 exons. The record is from RefSeq and is a predicted model, not a curated record.